Messenger RNA from Carassius auratus (goldfish), 2365 nucleotides. Its product is annotated as carcinoembryonic antigen-related cell adhesion molecule 5-like. The record is from RefSeq and is a predicted model, not a curated record. Lineage: Eukaryota; Metazoa; Chordata; Actinopteri; Cypriniformes; Cyprinidae. The transcript is spliced from 10 exons. The coding region runs from base 108 to 1709 and encodes 533 amino acids.
UCUGAUCAACUGGUUGGGCGUGUAGUGGUAGCUUUCUCAAAUUCUUACAGAGAGUUCACACCGUCUCACAUUCCUGUCUGUCUCUCCAGGGACUCGCAUCUCUCCAUAUGGAUUUCUCUAACUUUUGGCUGCCUUUGCUCAUUUUGGCCGCUCUCGGAUGCUGCUCCGAGGGAGGUCUGCUGGUCACCGACAAAAUGAACGGCGUUGUCGGUAAAAAUGUGACCUUCAAGACAACCAUCACCUCAACACAGGAUUUUGUAACCAUAGCAUGGAAUUUAAACAAAGUUGAAGGAAUUACACCAAUAAUCACAAACGUUCUAUCAUCAAACACCGAAGACAUUGAUGAGAAAUACACAGGCAGAGUCAUCUACAAUAAGACGACAUGUGAGCUUCAGCUCGGGCCGCUGGUGAAGGAGGAUGCAGGGGAAUAUACUCUCACUGCAGUCACUCUCAAGGGAAAGCAACAGAAUGGACGGAUUGAUCUUGUGGUUCUUGAACCCGUAACUGACAUUAAGAUUUCAUCGAAUGUACCGGAAGCAGUAGAGUUCAACAGCACCGUGGUUCUUACCUGCUCUGCCAAAGGCUCCUUUACAUACAAGUGGAAGAACGGUUCCGACCCUUUGGUGGUGGAUGGCACACGUGUACAGCUAAACGCAAAUGGCAAUGUGCUAAAUAUCGCUGAAGUUCGCCGUACAGAUCUGCGAGGACCCAUCUUCUGCAUUGCAGAGAACGCACUGGAGUCAGGGACGAGUGCUCCCUUCAAUCUCACCGUGAUCUAUGGCCCAGAGAAAAUCAUCAUGACACAAACGCCAACAGAUUCGUUUCUUAAGAAAGGCUCUAACUUAACACUGGCGUGCUCUGCCCAGUCUGACCCUCCUGCUCAGCUCAAGUGGAUGUUUAAUGGGGGGGAGAUGCCUCUGAAGACCACCUCCAGCAUUACCCUCACCAAUCUAGAUGAGACAAACAGUGGAAACUAUAGCUGUGUGGCCUACAAUGCGAAGACCAACCGCUACAUUUCAUCGCCGGUUGCUGUGGUGUCUGUUAUGGAGGCCUUGUCUGGUACAAAUAUCUCCAGCUCCUCAUCACUUCUCAUCGCUGGCACCAGCGCGGUCAACAUCUCCUGCUCGGCAGCCACUGGAAAAGCCGAAAGCGUGGAAUGGCUGAAGGACAACAAACCUCUGGUUCCUGGUGACCGUGUCAUUCUCUCAGCCGACAAGAAAACUCUGACCAUCGUUAAAGUUGUUAGAGAGGAUGCGGGCGACUACAAGUGCCAGCUGAAGAACAAAGUCAACCAAGACGAAAGCACCUAUAAGAUGGUCAUCAUCUAUGGUCCAGAGAACGUGAAGGUUGAUGGGAAGAGAAAUGUGAAGUUUGAAGAACUUGUAAAAAUAACCUGCUCUGCAGAGUCUUUUCCUCCCAGUACAUACUCAUGGAAACACAACGGUACAUCGAUGAACUCCAGCAAUGCAGUCCUUACAAUUAACAAGGCUAAGAUCACGAACAGUGGCCUGUACACCUGCGAGGCACUCAACCCCAUCACGGAAAUAAUGAAAUCAACGACUCACACACUUGCAGUCACAGAGGUUGGUGAGGUAGACAAGGCCCUGUCUGGAGGAGCGAUCGCUGGGAUUGUAAUUGGUGUGCUUGUGGUCGUGCUCAUCAUUGCUUGCAUUAUAAAGAACAAGAAAAAAACACGUAGUGUUCUUUAGUAUUCCAUCUCCGUAUUAAAGCGAGACCUGGCGGUGAAUUGACUUGAACGUACCAAACAAGACCAACCCUUCAGCCAUUUAUCAGCCCUUUUUAUCUGCAAAAACCUUCCAUCAAGGCAACUGGAAAAACAGCCCUCACAAGUGACUUAAACCUGCAGGUUUGGCCCUUUCAGGAGCUCAACGUCUUUUUAAAUGUCCAUUGUUUUUUUGUUAUACCCUGUGCAAAUGUGCCCCAAUCUUAAGGACACGAUAAAGGUCAACGGCGAGACUGUUUAGCUUUACCUGUGUCUCUUCCUUCCCUUGGAUGAAGUGGACAGCUUCUUUUGUUCCUCAAGAAACACGAAACAGUCUCCAUCACCCUCUCAAUCCUUCACUCACCUCACCUUAAGUCGACAGUUCCAGCAUCAAAAGCACUAAAGGGUGAUGAGACUGAGUGUUCGAGAACUAAACGCACCCACAAGGCACUGAAACAUCCAGAUUUUAAGACCUGUUCAACAUGCUUGUAAGUCCCAAGGCAAUGAAGAUGACAUUUGGCCAACUUAACUCAAAGCCGAAGGCACUGCUGAGUUGUCGUUGGAAAGUCAUUCGUGGCAAAGCGUGCCUUGGAGAUCAGAUGCAGAGCUUAAAGCUUCUUACACCUUUGCAAUGUUUUUCUA